Molecule: messenger RNA, 1243 nt
Organism: Lineus longissimus
Lineage: Eukaryota; Metazoa; Nemertea; Pilidiophora; Heteronemertea; Lineidae
Product: adrenodoxin-like protein 1, mitochondrial
Exons: 6
Coding region: 27-593 (188 amino acids)
Biological process (GO): P450-containing electron transport chain; positive regulation of oxidoreductase activity
Cellular component (GO): mitochondrion
Molecular function (GO): 2 iron, 2 sulfur cluster binding
Source: RefSeq, a predicted model, not a curated record
GAUACCCAUCUGAAUUGGCAAAAAGCAUGAAUUUCCUGCGGAAAACUUGUCGAUUUGGUCUUCAAACGUACUCAAAAUGGCAACAGAUGCGUAAUGUUCAGCGUCGGAGCAGAGAUAUGACAAUGCCCUUGCUGACUGGAAGAGGAAACACCUUGACAUUCUCUACUUUUUCUGGUCCUUUAAGGUGUGAUGAUGAGCCAGGCAAGAAGGAAAUGGAAGACCCGAAAUCAGAAGAUGAUGUAGUGAACAUCACAUACAUUGACCGUGAUGGAGACAAGAUAAAAAUCAGGGGAAAAGUUGGUGAUAAUGUGAUGUAUUUGGCACAUCGGUAUGACAUCGACUUGGAAGGUGCCUGUGAAGCAUCUCUUGCAUGCUCCACAUGCCAUGUUUAUGUCAAGGAGGGGUAUUUUGAAAAGUUACCUGAACCGUAUGAAGAAGAGGAGGAUAUGUUAGAUCUUGCUUUUGGUUUACAGGAAAACUCACGUCUUGGCUGCCAGAUCAUAUUAACCAAGGAAUUGGAUGGAAUAGAAGUGACUUUACCAAAUGCUACUAGAAACUUUUAUGUGGAUGGACAUAAACCAACACCUCACUGAUGCUGUAGCUUAUUUAAGGACUUGAAUGUUGUACUGUGCUACUGUUGGUGAAGAUGGCGAUAUCAACAUAUUUGGACUCUCAAUGAGAUAAGCUAGUCUGAAUUGAAUUGAUUGAAUUAAAUCAUUUGAUUUUUAUGAGUGUGUUCCGACUUGUUCUGAAUGCCAAGUUACUAAUGUGCUCAGACAUGGCUGUUGGGAGUGUUGUUGCAGCAUAGUUGCAACAUGCAAAGGUAUGCCAGUAUUCCAUGUUACCUUGGGUGUGCACAUUUUGAGAACUUCUCUGGAAGUGACCAUGUAUACAACCAAGAAUGAAGGAAAACCCUUUGAAAAUUGAAGCAUGAUCUGUGUGUCUUGCAUUCAUAUUGGAGGAGGGAUGACACUUGCAGAACUGGGACUGUUAAAACACCUCGCAUAUCAAAUGGUUCCAGAGCCUUUGACCUGUCUUUCUUUCAACGCAUUUCUUCAAACUUCAGGUAGUUCAUGUUAAUAUGGAGGUUUCUGUGGUUGUAAUCAGUCCUUAUUCUUGAAAUACUAAACUCGGCUGAUAAUUUCAAAUGUACUUUAUUGUAACAAAAACUACAGAUAGAAACCGUGAUAUGUACAGAUCUGCUGUAAAUAACUAUUUACAAAAUAAAUUUGUUUAAAACAUA